AUGGACUUCACCUCACCUGAGUUCCUGCGCGGUGUCCAAGAGGCGAGGGCCUCGAAUAUGAUUGCAGGUGCAGGAUGGGUUGAGGGAUUCCUCCUCUCAGAUGCAAUCAUCUACCUGCAAGUCUAUGCGUUCGCCCAGAGCAGAUGGGUGGGACGUUACCUUAUCCUCCAGUUUGUGGCUGGCGUAGUUGUCGGUGUAACACUCCAAACACUGGUCAUUCAAGAGACAAAAUGGAUAACGUCAGGAAUUCGAGGCCUCCAUUGCGUUCCAGUGAACCUCGCAACCGGGUUCAUGGGCGCACUUUUUGCGUCAUCAAUACCCCUGUGGGUUUCCCUAGUCAUUAUCACCAUUUGGACCAUGAUGCGGAAGUACCGGUAUUGCCAGAGCGUAAUUCUAAACGCCCUCUUCCGCGACGGACUGGUUUAUAUGUAUGGCAUGGCAGGCGACCUUCUGCAUAUCCGCGACGAUCAUUAUGUAUGA
Messenger RNA from Coprinopsis cinerea okayama7#130, 480 nucleotides. RefSeq lists its product as hypothetical. The coding region runs from base 1 to 480 and encodes 159 amino acids. The record is from RefSeq and is a predicted model, not a curated record. NCBI's taxonomy places the organism in Eukaryota, Fungi, Basidiomycota, Agaricomycetes, Agaricales, Psathyrellaceae. The transcript has 7 exons.